Messenger RNA from Candidozyma haemuli, 687 nucleotides. RefSeq lists its product as uncharacterized. Gene Ontology annotation, molecular function: ubiquitin-protein transferase activity. The coding region runs from base 1 to 687 and encodes 228 amino acids. Gene Ontology annotation, biological process: double-strand break repair via homologous recombination; DNA damage tolerance. NCBI's taxonomy places the organism in Eukaryota, Fungi, Ascomycota, Pichiomycetes, Serinales, Metschnikowiaceae. The record is from RefSeq and is a predicted model, not a curated record. The transcript is spliced from 2 exons. Gene Ontology annotation, cellular component: nucleus; Smc5-Smc6 complex.
AUGCUGUUCACAGAAGCUCACAGGGUGCUUCUAACGUACCUUCGAAUGGUGAGGUCGAUUCCUGCGCUGCUAUUGGCUGAAAAGUUUAAGCUUAUAGCGGAAGAGUUUGAAAUCGAUACCAACGAUGAUCCAGCUGCCACAGUCAAGGAAUAUAUAUCAGAUAUCAACUUGGGGAUUCAAAAAUAUGACUUUAAGGUUGAGUCGGCGCGUGACCAGGUCCUGGGCGAUAUCGUCUACGUGUUUGUCAACACGAAACAGGACGAGGUGAUCCAAGGGUGUACGCCUUAUCUGCCAUCAGAGCUUGACGCCAUAAAGCAGAUGAUAGAUUCGAUAAUCACGUCUGAUUUCGAGUUUUGUGUUCCAAUUGGCAAUGCCAAACAGCAGGUGGCCAGCGUGGCGAAGCUACGGCUCGGGGAUGCCGAUUACUUCUUGGCCAGGCUCGUCAACGAUGGAUGGAUCGAAAUCACGUCCAACAACCGCGUCAUUUUGUCCACGGCAACGCUAGCGGAGCUUAAAACGUAUUUGGUGGAUCGGUACGGGACGUUUUCGCCUGAAGAUCCACUGGGAAAGCUUCUCAGUUGCCAUGUGUGUGGUGAAUUGGUCACCUAUGGCGUCAAAUCAGAUAAGUCCAACUGCCAUAUUUCAUUCCACAACAACAAACGACCUCAAGUGUCCCAAUUUCAAUAA